AUGAAAGUAUACCAGCAACACCCAUGGCUCCACCAGGUAAAGAUCACCCCAGGCGGUGACACAGCACUGCAUAUAGCUGUCUGGGAUUGCAAAGAAAGCCGGGUUGUUGCAAAAAUGGUUAAGCUUGUUAGAGAUCAUCCUCAGCAAUCUGAGGGUGUUCUAAAAUCAAAAGACGAGCAAGGGAAUACCCCUCUCCAUUUGGCAGCAACGAUAGGAAAUGUUUCAAUGUGCAAAUGCAUUACUAGGGAGCCCAAUGAUCUGGUAAGUAUUGGUAAUAAAGAUGGGGAAAACCCCAUCUUCUUGGCUGCUCGCCAUGAAGAGGUCGAGAUUGAACUUGGUGCGGACUCCAAGUGUGCUACGAAAGAUGAAGGUGAGAAGUUGAAAGUGAAGUUGUUGGAAGAGAAAGUUCUUGACAUUGAGAAAGUCUAA
Vitis vinifera (wine grape) is the source of this 429-nucleotide messenger RNA. RefSeq lists its product as uncharacterized. Gene Ontology annotation, molecular function: protein binding. NCBI's taxonomy places the organism in Eukaryota, Viridiplantae, Streptophyta, Magnoliopsida, Vitales, Vitaceae. The record is from RefSeq and is a predicted model, not a curated record. The transcript has 3 exons. Bases 1 to 429 code for a protein of 142 amino acids.